AGCUUUCUGGGGAUCCUUCAGCCGGCAGUGGCACGACGGGGGCCUGCGGCUCUCCCACCUAUCACCCUGGCCCAUCUUUGCUUGGAUGGCGUUUUCCUCUCCCCGACCGAAAAUGACUUUGUGCACCGCGUCCAGGAGGAGCUGGACCGUUUCCUGCUGGAGAAGCAGCUGUCAAAUCGCCUUCGGUACCUGAUCCAUAGGACAGCAGAGAAUUUUGAUCUUUUGAGCAGCUUCUCUGUUGGGGAAGGCUGGAAGAGGAGGACAGUGAUCUGUCACCUGGACGUCAGGUCGCCCAGUUCUGAUGGACUCUCUGGCCCCCGCUGCCCUCCUGCCUCUCACCCUAACAAGUACCGAGGUCCUUGGCCCACCUCAAACCAGGGACUGGCUGCUGGUCCCCGAGGGGCUCGGGCAGGCCGGGGACGGGGGCAUCGAGGACGCAAGCCCGACCAGGCUUUGUAUGUGCCUCGGGUACUACGCAGGCAAGAAGAAUGGGCACUAACCCCUACCCAGGGGCACAAGGCUGACGUUCUUGCUGGCAGCCUCCAGGAAGAGCCUGGAGAUGUUGGUGAUGGGGACCCCAGCUCUGAUCUGGAACACCCUGUGUUGAUGACUCAGGCAACAGAGGACCUAAAGGGCUCGGGCCAGCAUUGUGAGAAUGAGCAGCUGCUGGACCCAAUGAGCAUUGAGCCCUCGGAGCCCAGGAGCCACUCAGGGAUGAGAGACAGCCUGGAGAAGGUCACACAGCUUUUGCCCAAUUUGCAGCUGGACUUGGAAGAGGGGAAUGGAAGUGAGCUGGAGAAGAGCCUGGCAGCAGAGGAGGAAGAGGAAGAGGUGGAAGUUGGGCCUGGCAGCUUCUCCCAGGAAGAUUACAGUGAGCUGCUGCAGGAGAAGCCCGCAGGACUCUGUGUGUUGUUUGAAAGCAGUUGUGUGGAGCCUUGUGUCAGAGCUCCCCUCGCUAAAAGGCACAAUCUCACCCAGAUAAUGGACAACCUGACCCAGAAGGAGAUUCAGGUAGAGAAGGUCCAUGUGGACACAUCCUUCUUCGAGGAGCUGCCCGGAGAGCAGGAUUUUGCCCACGUGGUGGAGAUCUACGAUUUUGAAUCGACACUCAGGACUGAGGACCUGCUGGCAGCGUUUUCCGAGUUCCAGGAGGAGUUCAAGAUUCAGUGGGUGGACGACACGCACGCUCUGGGCGUCUUUCCCUGCCUGGCCUCAGCUGCUGAAGCCCUGACCAAGGAUUUCUCAGGGCUCAAGAUCCGGCCCCUCAUGCAGGGAAGCAAGCAGUCCAAGCUGAAAGCCUUGCAGAGGCCAAAGCUCCUGCGUCUGGCAAAGGAGAGACCACAGACAAGUACAGCAGUGGCCCGGAGGCUGGUGGCCCGGGCCCUGGGACUUCAACACAAAAAGAGAGAGCGGCCUGCUGUUGAGUCUCCUACCUCCCCGAGGCCCUGAGAGGCCCAGCCAGCCUGGAUCAACACCCCCAUGACAAGCUGGUGCCUCAACACCACAAGCCUUUACGGAGACCAGAAUGGCCCUGUAUUCCCGUUGCAGCGUCACUGUGGGGCAUGGGCUUUAGUUUGGUUUAGUUCCAGAAGCUGAGAAAAAAUAAAAACUUAAAAGUUGUUUUAAUCUG
This is a messenger RNA of Miniopterus natalensis, 1630 nucleotides long. NCBI's taxonomy places the organism in Eukaryota, Metazoa, Chordata, Mammalia, Chiroptera, Miniopteridae. The record is from RefSeq and is a predicted model, not a curated record.